CCGGCAUUCCUCACUGUCAACGCAAACAAAAAGAGCUCCUCACGAAGUUUCCUCCCUCUCUCUCUCUCUCUCUCUCGCCAUUACAAAAGGGGGAGGACAGCUUAGUUCGCUUCUCUUAAUCGCUUCCCGUGUGCCUCUGGACGCCUAUCACACAAGGUGCAUACUUGGGUCCUUCUCCAUUGCUCGUUUCCUCUGUUCGCUGUGUGCAAACACUUGUUCUUUUGAUCCAAAGAAGUGUUUUUGGUGUGACUGCUGGCUUCUGGGUGAUCUUUCACCACAACUUCUAAAAGAUGGAGCAAAACAUGAGUCCUUUUUCAGGGAAAAGCAAGAAGAGAAAGGCUUCAGAUGAUGCUUAUUUUGGCUGUGGCUUCUCCUUAGAUGAGCUGAAUCAAGACCUGCUCGAGAGGGUCCUUUCCUGGCUUCCUCCCUCGAGCUUCUUUCGCCUUCGUUCGGUGUGUAAAAGAUGGAACUCUGUUGCAACCUCUGCAUCAUUUCAGCUUGCCUGCUCCCAGAUACCCUUCAGAGACCCAUGGUUUCUCAUGGUCGAUCAGGACCUCGACCGGUCUAUUGUUUUCGACCCCGCCGAAGCUAACUGGAAAAUUCUCAACCAUCCAGCUUACCUCCAACAAAGACAUGGUUGCAAGCCCAUCCCCGUUGCAUCAUCCGGUGGUUUGGUCUGCUACCGCACCGAGUCCGGCGACCUAAUUGUGUGCAAUCCGGUCACCGGUGCCUGCCGCCAGCUCCCUCCGGCGGGCCAGGCCAGCGACAACCAAACCCUCCAUGCUAUCACCAUGUACUCCUCUCCAAAAGAUCCAGCUUCCUAUAGAAUUGUACUCGUCUCGGGCGAAUUCUCAGGCCUCUCUUUCAGGGUCUUCGACUCCGCCACAAACAGGUGGCAGCAUGAACUUCCGCUGGUUCAGAAAUCUGAGAAUUCCUCGGAAUCUAGCAUGACCGGCGACGAGACGGUGUAUUUUCUCAGCAAAGCUGGAGAUGUCGUGGCCACCGACAUGCAGAGGAGCCCAUCUAAGCAAUACUCAUCAGUUCUGACUGUGGAAAAUGGAGAAGAGGUGGUCUAUUUCCUUAGCCAAUCAGGGACUGUUGUGACCUGCAAUCUUGCUCGGAAGACCUUCUCUGAGCACCCAAGAUUGCUGCCAAUCUUUUCCGAGUACUCCAUCGACGUGGUCGAGUGCAACGGGGAGAUGCUGGUUGUCGUUCUGUCGGAGUUCCUGGAGACCGCAAGCUUGAGAGUCUGGAAGUUCGACCGCUCCUGGCGGCAGGUUGCAGCAAUGCCGCCAUCGAUGUCGCACGAAUUCUACGGCAAGAAGGUCGACAUAAACUGCAUCGGCAGCGGGGAUAUGAUCUUCAUAUGCAUCAAUUCCGGCGACUGCAGCAGCUACGUCUUGUGUAAUGUGGUGGCCGACGAGUGGAAAGAGCUGCCCAAGUGCUGUGUCAAUGGCAAGGCCAAGGAGUUCAUGUCUGCCUUCUCAUUUGAGCCAAGGUUGGAGGCUUCUGUCUGUCUGAGUGUCUCAUGAAGCUUGUCUGACUGUUUGCAUCUUAGAGUUAUAGUUUGAGAUAUUAUUACAAGCUCUCAUUUGUUGUUGUACAAGGGAAAAAAAGAAGAAAAAAAAAAGAAUCAUCCAUUGUGUAUGUAUGUUUCUGUGUUUGAGUAGGAAUCGAUCUUUCAUUUCCAA
Messenger RNA from Phoenix dactylifera (date palm), 1691 nucleotides. Its product is annotated as F-box only protein 13-like. The record is from RefSeq and is a predicted model, not a curated record. Gene Ontology annotation, molecular function: protein binding. Lineage: Eukaryota; Viridiplantae; Streptophyta; Magnoliopsida; Arecales; Arecaceae.